Fomitiporia mediterranea MF3/22 is the source of this 606-nucleotide messenger RNA. RefSeq lists its product as uncharacterized. Bases 54 to 353 code for a protein of 99 amino acids. The transcript has 2 exons. NCBI's taxonomy places the organism in Eukaryota, Fungi, Basidiomycota, Agaricomycetes, Hymenochaetales, Hymenochaetaceae. The record is from RefSeq and is a predicted model, not a curated record.
UACUAGCAUACUCGUCGUCUCACUCCUAUAAUUGGUUAUCUGCACAAUUCAUCAUGGCUACUACUAUGUACACCACCACUACCGCCGCGCCCUCAUACACGCCCUACUCGCAGAGCAAGGCAGCACUCUUCUUCCAAGAUCCUUCUUUCCUCCCUAUGACUGUGACGGCGAGGUCCGGAAAACGAUACCCGUUGAGCAAGAUCUACGUGAAGUACAUCCGACGAGUUUGGAAGCGCGUCUCUCGUGCAACGCGUAAGCCUGAACGGGCGUCGAUAUUGCCUGAUGGAUUCGUGUUGAUCAAUAAUGCGAGGCUUAGCGCUGCUGCGAAGCGGAAGAGCGUUUUAUUUGGUUGACUUGUCAUUACGCCGCUGCUGAUGAUGUGAAAAGAACAGGCACAUCACGCGAGGUUAGUUUCAGAUGGUCACAAACUUCCCCGCCUUCCCGGUUUACAAUAAUAUACUAGUUACAACAUAUACCCCGCAUUCCUCGCUCAAUCCUUGAUCCCUAUAAUCCCUAUAUAUCCACCCUAGUUCCUAUCACUAUCACUCUCCACGUUCACGUUUGUUUCACGCUCAUACUCACAUGGACUCAUCCAAUCACUUCAUC